Messenger RNA from Cutaneotrichosporon cavernicola, 1269 nucleotides. RefSeq lists its product as uncharacterized. The coding region runs from base 1 to 1269 and encodes 422 amino acids. NCBI's taxonomy places the organism in Eukaryota, Fungi, Basidiomycota, Tremellomycetes, Trichosporonales, Trichosporonaceae. Gene Ontology annotation, molecular function: electron-transferring-flavoprotein dehydrogenase activity; flavin adenine dinucleotide binding. Gene Ontology annotation, cellular component: cytoplasm. The record is from RefSeq and is a predicted model, not a curated record. The transcript has 3 exons.
AUGACGAUCCCCAACCCCACGCCCACCAAAACUGUCGUCGUCCUCGGAUCCGCGUACGGCGGUAUAGGAGCCGCGGGCAGUCUCGCCCGCCGCCUGCCCCCCGACUGGCGCGUCGUCGUGAUUGACCGCAACACGCAUGCGAAUCACGUCUACCCCUUUCCCCGCUUCACCGUCCUCCCGCAACACGCGCCCAAGGCCUUCCUCCCACUCACGCAGGUUCUCGCCAACGGCCGCGUCACCGAGUUCCAACCCAACGUCCCACCCCAAGACCGCACAGGCUCCCCCCUGCCCCCCGCGGGACCGCUCAACCACGACUCCCCCCACCGCCAGAUCCACGGCACCAUCACCGCCCUCUCCCGCAACAGCGUGACUUUCACUACCAAUGGGCUGGGUGACGCCUCUGACCGCGUCGAGACAGUCGACUUUGACUACUGCGUCUAUGCGCUCGGAGGCGCCCUCUCGGAACCAUGCGAUGUGUGGGGAGAACAUGAGCGUGGACAUGCACGGACAGGGACGAAGAAGGGUGGUGUGGCGUUCUUGGAGAGGAAGGGAUCGGUCGUCGAGGCCGCGGAGAGCGUCAUUGUCGUCGGUGGCGGCGCGCUUGGGAUCCAAUUCGCCACCGACAUCAAAGACGUCCACCCCUCCAAAUCCGUGACCCUCCUCCACUCCCGCACCCGCCUGAUGCCCAUCUACGCCAAGGGCCUGCACGACCAAGUGGUACGCCGUUGCGCCGACCUCGGAAUCAACGUGAUUCUCGGGGAACGGGUCGUCGAAUGGCCCACCAACCCCGGCGUCGUGGACGGCAGCCCAAAAACCAUCACCACCGACAAGGGCUCCCGCCUGAGCGCCGACCUCGUGUUGGUGUGUACCGGCAGCCGGCCUCAUUCCUCCUUUAUGGCGUCUCUUGAUCCAACAACGGUUGCUGAGAACGGGUGUAUUCGCGUCAACGAGGCGUUGCAAGUCCAAGGAGAGGGGUUGGACCACAUGUUCGCCAUCGGUGACUGUGCGGAUACGACGGCGAUCCGGGCUGGACACAUGAGUUUUGCAAUGGGCAACGUCGCAGCUCGUAACAUUAUUCGCCUUAUUCAAGGAGGCGAAAUGGAAAAGUACGUCCCCGAAGCAGCCAAGAUCAAGGUCACUCUUGGGAUUACGCAUAACUGCGUGGCAAGCGAGAUUGAAGCUGUCCAAGGUGAUAAUGGGGUUGAGGAUAUUGGAGCAAAGGGAAUGUGGGCGCUUGCUGGGGCGCAAGGAAUGCCUGAUGAUGCGUAA